CGCACUGCAGGGUAAACGCAACGUUCCAUUGGACACGAAGGUACUUACUAAAUAAUGCCUAACACUGUCGGUGUGAUCAAGGCGGAAACAAAUUAAACUAAGACCCAUGCAGUAUUUAUUUUUAGGGAUUUUAAAAUGUAAUUGUAUUCCUGGACUUUUCACAAGUACCACGAUAUGCGUUGUAUAUGGUUGCCAGUGUAAAGAGAGUAAUGCUACUUUCAGAAUAGUUUUUUCUUUCAGAAUCAGAAGUGGUUACAGAACCUCUGUUACUAAGUGACACCCAAACCUGCUUGGCAGGCCUUGCUGUUAUUAUGAAAGGAGAAGCGGAGUCCCUAGUUAUGAAAGGGUGACGGGAAGUGUCCUUUUUCUGAAGCUGGAGACAUUAUUAGGUGUCGCCUUUUGCCCAAUCUCAUAAGGCUCAAGACUACUAAAGAGAAGUUAACAUCGUUUUUGAAUAUCUUUUAGCCGGUAAUCCCAUCCGCGACAUGCACGCACACAGGGAGAUGAACAGUGAUUACCCCACAGGUGGGCAAAGCCCCGGUGAAAAAGAGACGGAACCACCACCGGCAAACGCUGCAAUCGACAUGUAUCAUCAAAGUCCUGCGGCGUCACGACUGUCAAGUAGUCUACUGACGCUGCCUAAAGAGUUACCGGCAUUCUGUGCGUCCAACCACGGCAUGCUCGUGAUGAACCCGGGGUUGCUGAAUUCACGGGCCGGUUCUCCUGAUUAUUCGGAGACAUGCAUCGAUAAUCUUAACAAUAAACGGAAGAAACAUGCGAUCCAAACAAGGCAGGAACGCUUCGCAGGUUCCGGAACCGUCUGUUCAAUGGGCAGUGGUGCCAGUAGACUCUACAGCUCCCUGGCCCAGACACUAGUCAGCACCAGCACCACUACCACCCCCCUGGCCCAGACCCUAGUCAGCACCAGCACCACUACCACCCCCCUGGCCCAGACCCUAGUCAGCACCAGCACCACUACCACCCCCCUGGCCCAGACCCUAGUCAGCACCAGCACCACUACCACCCCCCUGGCCCAGACCCUAGUCAGCACCAGCACCACUACCACCCUGCUGGCCCAUCACCAGGACCCCCAGCACCCCUCCCCCUCACAGGGGUGUCACUCUCCCCCGGGGGGGCACCCCCUGGAGCUGCUGAGGGAGUGUGAGGAGGCUCUACGGGACAGGCCUCCUCGCCUCCUUAGAGCCUUCAUCUGCCCCGGGGAGGGAGAGGUGGACAGGGAGGAAGUGGACAACGAUGCCACCCAGAGGACCAUCAGAGUUAUGCAGUGGAACAUACUGGCUCAAGCUCUAGGUGAAGGUAUGGACAGUUUCGUCAACUGUCCCCUGGAAGCCCUGAACUGGGCGGAGCGUAAAUACCUCAUCCUAGAAGAGAUCCUCACCUACCGACCUCACAUCCUGUGUCUACAGGAAGUCGACCACUACUACGACACCUUCCAGCCAAUCCUGGCCAGCCUGGGUUACCGCGGCAACUUCUGCCCCAAGCCCUGGUCUCCGUGUUUGGAUGUGGAGGGCAACAACGGUCCGGAUGGAUGUGCUCUGUUCUACGAUGAAGCCCGGUUGGACUUGGUGGAUAGUGUGAAUGUCCGGCUGUGUGCCCUUUUCACACCCACCAACCAGGUGGCGGUCGUCACGACGCUACGUUGCAGGGUGACAGGCCGGCGGCUGUGUGUUGCCGUGACGCACCUCAAAGCCCGGAGCGGCUGGGAAUGCCUCCGUAGUGCCCAGGGUUCCGACCUUCUCCGGAACCUCGCCACCCUCACCCAAUCACCGGGGGGUCCUUCGGAUCCCAUCGGCGUCGCCCCAGACACCCCUCUCCUCGUCUGCGGCGACUUCAACGCUGUGCCUUCCGAGGAUGUCUACCAGCGUUUCGCCUCGUCACCGUUGAUCCUUGACUCCGCCUAUAAACAGUUAAGCCGGGACGGGCUUUCAGAACCGGCCUACACCACGUGGAAGAUCCGGCCGACGGGAGAGUGUUGCACCACAUUGGAUUAUAUCUGGUACUCUAGAGAAGCUUUCAGUGUGGACGCCGUAUUGGAUAUGCCUACAGAGGAACAGAUUGGCCCCAACAGGCUUCCGUCUUACAGCUACCCCUCCGAUCACCUCUCGCUGGUGUGUGACUUCAGCUUUAAAAAGCAGCAGGAGGAGUGAAGAGGAUCACAUGGACACUUGAUUGACAAUUCGAGGGAUGGAGGGAACAGAACGAGAUAUGGAGGGGACAGAAGUGCCACUGUCCCUCCGAGUCCGAACCCAUCUCUCUGGGGUAUGAUGACUGGAGAACAGGAGGAGGGAAGUAGGGAGGAGACAACCCGCUUGGUGUGAGCUUACUUUUCAGAAGUCAUGUUAUCGAUUUUAAACACUCAAUGAAGGAGAGACCGAGAGGAAUGGACUGGACAGACUGCUGACACUAGGCUCUAUGGUUCCUGUCUACAGUAGAGGUGCUGUUGUUGUACCUCUGACACUGUGAUGAUUGGACUGGACAGACUGCUGAAACUAGGCUCUAUGGUUCCUGUCUACAGUAGAGGUGCUGUUGUUGUACCUCUGACACUGAUGAUUGCACCCUACCUGCUACUAUUCAACUCUACUUGUCCUGGGCUGCUUCAGUUCAAGGGGUUAGCCGGCUAACUAGGAGUUAACUUGCCUAAAUAUUACAGUGCAUUUUGGGAAGUAUUCAGACACCUUGACUAUUUUCUAAAUGUGGUUACAUUAGUCUUAUUCUAAAAUUUAUUAAAUUAAUGUUUUUCAUCAAUCUUCACAAUACACCACAAUGGACAAAGCAAAAACAGUUUUUUUUAGCAAUACUUUGCUAUGGGCCUUGAAAUUGAACUCAGGUGCAUCCUGUUUCCAUUGAUCAUCCUUGAUGUUUCUACAACUUGAUUGGAAUCCACCUGUGGUAAAUUCAAUUGAUUGGACAUGAUUUGGAAAGGCACACACCUGUCUCUAUAAAGGUCCCGCAGUUGACAGUGCAUGACAAUGGAAUUGUCCGUAGAGCUCCGAGACAGGGUUGUGUCGUGGUUCAGAUCUGGGGAAGGGGGGUACCAAAACAUUUCUGCACUAUUGAAGGUCCCCAAGUAAACAGUGGCCUCCAUCAUUCUUAAAUGGAAGAAGUUUGGAACCACCAAGACUCUUCCCAGAACUGGCUGCCCGGCCAAACUGAGCAAUCGGGGGAGAAGUGCCUUGGUCAGGGAGGUGACCAAGAACCUGAUGGUCACUCUGACAGAGCUCCUCUGUGGAGAUGGGAGAACCUUCCAGAAGGACAAUCAUCUCUGCAGCACUCCACCAAUCAGGCCUUUAUGGUAGAGUGACCAGGUGGAAGCCACUCCUCAGUAAAAGGCACAGCCCGUUUGCCUAAAGGACUCUAACCAUGAUAACCAAGAUUGAACUCUUUGGCAUGAAUGCCAAGUGUCAUGUCUGGAGGAAACCUGACACCAUCCCUAUGGUAAAGCAUGGUGGUGGCAGCAUCACGCUGUGGGGAUGUUUCCCAGUGGCAGGGACUGGGAGUCAGGAUGGAGUCAAAGAUUAACAGAAAGUACAGACUGAUCCUUGAUGAACCUGCUCCAGAGCACACAGGACCUCAGACUGGGGGCGAAGGUUCACCUUCCAACACGACAACGCAGGAGUUGCUUCGGGACAAGUCUCUGUCCUUGAGUGGUCCGGCCAGAGCCCGGACUUGAACCUGAUCGGACAUCUUUGGAAAGACCUGAAAAUAUCUGUGCAGCGACGCUCCCCAUCCAACCUGAGAGCUUGAAAGGAACUUCCCAAAUACAGCUGUGACCAGCUUGUAGUGUCAUACUCAAGAACACUUGAGGCUGUAUACUUAUGGAAAUGUUUUAGCUUUGUCAUUACGAGGUAUUGUGGGUGUAGAUUGAUGAAAAAUUAUUACAUUCUAAAAGGAAUCUGUAACAAAAUGUGGGGAAAGUAAAGGUCUGAAUACGUGUUAAACAUGUUCAUCAGCACAGCAUUUCCUCAACUGCAGAGGGGGAUCUUGCUCUUACUGUGUGUGUGUGUUUGUCAUUUUCUGGUCUAAUACUGGUCAGGUGUGUCAUUAAUGCCUACUGAUACUUGUGCCAUGUCCAGUACAAAAACGUUAUUGAACAUAGAAAUACCACUAAAUAGAGCCAAUGUGAUUCCUUACUGUAUACGUCAGAGAUGAGCGUUUGUUCUAAAUAGCAUAUUUCUAUCUGAACGUACCCCUAAGGUACAUGUAAUUUGUAAUAUAAACAAACUUCCAGUAGUGUGUCUCUACAUUGUAUGGGCGGCCCCAGUAGGAAACUAAACCAUAUCCCUGGCAUGGUGCCACAUACUACCAACUGACCCAGUUAUUUCCAGUCCAUGAGCAUCAGUCCCAGGACAGUAGUUUAUAUUCAAACUAUGUGCAAUAAAAUAAUCUGCCCUUCUUUUCUGCCUCUGUGGUGUUCUACACAUGAUAAAUCACUUCCUACCUCACCAGUUGAAAUGCCAUCCAAUGUCCCCUGGUGGUAAGCUGUGGAACUACAGUUAUCACCAGCAUGUGAAAUGUGGACAUUAACUACGACAGUGACGUCUGCUGUGUGUUCCUGAUGGGGAUGGAACCUAGAACCCUGAUUAAAUGGUUCCGGAGCUACUAAACUUCUGUACUCCGUCUACACACAUUGAAUUACAACUAAGUCCAUUGCAGUCACUCUACACCAACCAGCUGAGCGAUUGAAACCAGUCUGUUGCCUCCCGUUCAACUGGUUCUGGUUAAACCCUGAAUGGGACUGGUUCGAAACAAUCCCUGCAACCAAAGGGUUACUAGUUGUCGUCAGCUACGUUGUAUUUCACUGCAUGUUGGUUGGAACAGGUCCCAGAGAGAAGGGUUCCCGGUGGUGUGUGGAUCACCUCUCUAACACGGCCCAUGUUGGUUGGAACAGGUCCCAGAGAGAAGGGUUCCCGGUGGUGUGGAUCACCUCUCUAACACGGCCCAUGUCGGUUGGAACAGGUCCCAGAGAGAAGGGUUCCCGAUGGUGUGUGGAUCACCUCUCUAACACGGCCCAUGUCGGUUGGAACAGGUCCCAGAGAGAAGGGUUCCCGAUGGUGUGUGGAUCACCUCUCUAACACGGCCCAUGUCGGUUGGAACAGGUCCCAGAGAGAAGGGUUCCCGAUGGUGUGUGGAUCACCUCUCUAACACGGCCCAUGUCGGUUGGAACAGGUCCCAGAGAGAAGGGUUCCCGAUGGUGUGUGGAUCACCUCUCUAACACGGCCCAUGUCGGUUGGAACAGGUCCCAGAGAGAAGGGUUCCCGAUGGUGUGUGGAUCACCUCUAACAUGGCCCAUGUCUGAGCGAACAACAGGUGUGUGGAUCACCUCUCUAACACGGCCCAUGUCUGAGCCAACAACAGCAUUUACCACAAAUGCAGAAACGUCACCUUUGGAAAAGCAUAAUUUAAUUUAAACAAAAGACAAAACAGAAAGUUGUUUAAUUCAAAUGUUAUUUUUUUUAUAUUUCAGUAAAAUCUACUUGAAUACACUUUGAAACAAGAGUACAACAAAAUAGAAUAUACUUCAAAUGUUGAAUAUACAAAGUAGUUCAGUCCGAACAGCUUUCUCCCUCUUCAUACGACUAAGAAAAGCAGAAACUGCUAAAGGAAAGGGAGGGGGCGGAGCCAAGAUGGCUGACGAG
Oncorhynchus kisutch (coho salmon) is the source of this 5657-nucleotide messenger RNA. RefSeq names its product nocturnin-like. The coding region runs from base 486 to 2168 and encodes 560 amino acids. Gene Ontology annotation, biological process: circadian rhythm. The record is from RefSeq and is a predicted model, not a curated record. NCBI's taxonomy places the organism in Eukaryota, Metazoa, Chordata, Actinopteri, Salmoniformes, Salmonidae. The transcript has 5 exons. Gene Ontology annotation, molecular function: poly(A)-specific ribonuclease activity.